Molecule: messenger RNA, 2744 nt
Organism: Rhodamnia argentea
Lineage: Eukaryota; Viridiplantae; Streptophyta; Magnoliopsida; Myrtales; Myrtaceae
Product: nijmegen breakage syndrome 1 protein
Exons: 13
Coding region: 280-1995 (571 amino acids)
Biological process (GO): double-strand break repair via homologous recombination; mitotic G2 DNA damage checkpoint signaling
Cellular component (GO): Mre11 complex
Molecular function (GO): protein binding; damaged DNA binding
Source: RefSeq, a predicted model, not a curated record
UCAGCCGUGACACCGGGAGUCUUGAACUGCUCGAGAAUGCAGCUGACAGCGAUAGCGACGGCGAGCGGCGAACUCGUUCAUCGUACGCCGUGAGGGUGGCCAGGUCCUAAGCUCUCGUGCUCGGUGCGUUCUCAGCGGGGUUGCGACACCCGACCCGAAUCUCUCCGGAGCCUCCGAUUCUGCCCGGAUUUCACCGACGUCUUCGCCUACCUUGGCGUCUCUGUUUCGAUUUUCGAAGCAUUGCUUGCCCGUAGGCACGUCGAAAAAAGAAAGAGAAAAAUGGUGUGGGGACUUUUCCCCGCGGAUUCACUCUCAGGUGAAGAGAAGUACUAUGUCUUCAGUAAGGGGACUUAUAAAGUGGGCCGAAAGGGUUGCGACAUAAUUAUCAACAAGGACAAAGGAGUUUCGAGGAUUCAUGCGGAGAUAACUGUUGCUGCAAUGACUAACACGAGUCCCUUGGCAAUCGAGUCUUCCGCCUCUUCUGCAAAGGUCCUGAUAAGAGAUUGCUCGAAAUAUGGUACUUUUAUCAACAAACAUCUUGGCUCCCCGGAAAAGGUUCAUGAGUUUCCUAACAAGGAAGCGACUUUAAAAGAUUGCGAUAUGGUUUCUUUUGGAACUGGCAAUGCAAUCUACAGGUUUUGUUUUGUCCCGCUUGUAUUUUAUGUCGUCUGCUCGGAAUCUCCCUCAUCAUUUCACUUUCUGGAAGAAAAAGUAUCAUCAAUCGGUGGUCUGGUAACUGAGAACUGUAGAGAUUGCACACAUGUCCUUGUUGAUCACUUCAUACAAGUUGAGGAAAGCCUUCUUGAUGCAGUUGUGGCUAAGAAACAUUUCGUGCUGAGUAGCUGGCUUGAGUAUCUUGCAGAAAAAAAGGUCCUGAAUGAGAUCCCUAGCUACACUUCCCACCUUCCAACAAUAGUAGCUGAAGGAGCAUCAGUCAAAGUCGCCGAACCUAAAACUCGUGAGACUUGUUUGGGGGGAUAUACUUUCUUAUUGGAACCAACGCAAAUGUAUAAGUUUGGAGAUAGACUGCAGAUGCUGUUGGGCGUAGCUGGUGCAAAGAUUAUUUCGGUGAAUGAAUUUCAUUUUUCUAGCCAAGCAUCGGAGUUUGAGAAUAAGCAAGUUGUGUAUGUUAUGCCUAGAAGAACUGUUGAUAGUCGCUCCAGCAAAGUCAGUUUAUUGUUUAGAGUUAAUGAACUGGAUUUGGUCUGCGCUGUUUUGUCUGGGCAUCUGGACACUUCCUCACUUAUAUCACCAGCUGUGAUUGUUUCGUCUUCCUGCUCUACGGACGAGACAGUGGUAGCUGACUCAGAGGCGGACGAUGAAACUGCUACGUCGAUGCAUGUUGCUUCCCCUGUUCAUCUAGAGAAACACGCUGUGCUUAACCAUUCAGGAAAAGCUUCCCCAAAUGGUGUUGUAGCUGACUCAGAAAAUGACGAUGCUGUGGGAAAUAAGUACAGCUGCGACGACAUUGUGGCUAAAUGUGACAGAACUGCCACAUCAAUGCAUCCAACUUCGCCUGUUCAUCUAGAAAAACCAACCAUGCCUAAAGAUUCAGGAAAGGCUUCCAGAAAUUGUGUUGUAGCUGUAUCAGAAGAUGACCAUGCUAUGCGCGAGUGCAUCAACAACAACAUUGUGAUCAAAAGUGACAGAACUGAUGAGUCUGCUGAAGGAUCUUCAGAUAUUAUCUAUAGCCAGGAUUUAAUAGUCAGGCGCACUACUUUACCUGCAAUAAGCUCUGUGGAUGGCUCUGGAGUAAACUUUAAAUGCUUUAGAAAGAAAAAUACUCCAUCGGGGAAUAGUUUUGACAAUCUUGUUCCAUUUUCAAAGUUUCCCUACAAGGAAUCAGACUACGGAAAUGAACAACUGGAGGAAUCAGUCAGGGAAGAAAAGAAGAGGAAACAGAUGGAAGCCAUGGCAGAAGACCUAUUUAAUAAUGAUAAGGGAAGAAAGCGUGGGGUUGCGGGUUCCCUUCGCAGGCUUCUUACGCAUAGUUGACCUGGGUAAAUAUUGCUGAUGCUAUUUCUAAGGACAUUGUGAAAGUUAAGGAAAACACUUGAGAAAUAUUAAGCACUAGGUUCAUGUCGGUCGUCAUGGCUUGUAAUUUUGAGUCAUGUUUCAGACGCGAAUGUUUUACGUGUUUCAAACACCCACAUAGGCAUGGAUAUAUGCAGUUGUAGACACAAACAAUUAACUCGAUGUUUGACUAUGUCAGGCUGGGAGAACAGUCGCUGCUCACGCAACUUUUGUACUGCUUGAAGUCGGAGCUUCCUCUCUGCAUACGAGCGAUUUUGGUUGACAAUGGGAAAGUUGGCUCUGAAUCGACAUUGGAGAUGUGGAAACCAUUCUUGCCACACCAUUUGAUCCUUCAAGCUUGGAAACCACCUCCAGUUAAAGGAACUUCUCAGUCAUGGAUGAACGGACUAGCUCUCAGUUUUGGAGGGCUUGGAGGCAUCCCUUCCAUCAUUCGAGACCUCCGUCACAUGAGCCGUUGCGUUCUUUUCUGCGUUAUGCAUUUUCUCGAUGUAAAGUCCGGUGAAUAUCUAUCUAUCUAUACGGAUCUGUUGCCUCGGGAACCUAGGCGACUGAGCUCUUGUUGCUGCUUCGUCACAUUGGCCACUGCUUUUGCACUCAUAAAUUAUCUCCGGUGGCAAGAGUCAAAUAUAGCCCUUUGCCCAGUUGACUAGCAGGAUUCUCUUCCUUCCUUUUUGUUUUUGUGAAAGUAUAAAUACCAAAUAUUUGACUCU